Messenger RNA from Pneumocystis murina B123, 6527 nucleotides. RefSeq lists its product as hypothetical. Gene Ontology annotation, molecular function: ATP binding; nucleic acid binding; ATP hydrolysis activity. Gene Ontology annotation, cellular component: nucleus. The transcript is spliced from 5 exons. Lineage: Eukaryota; Fungi; Ascomycota; Pneumocystomycetes; Pneumocystales; Pneumocystaceae. Bases 63 to 6527 code for a protein of 2154 amino acids. The record is from RefSeq and is a predicted model, not a curated record.
UAAACUCCUAAAUAUAUUUUAAGUAGGCUUAUAAUUAUUUUUAUUAAUACUAUAUAUAAGCCAUGCCAUCAAAAUAUCAUCCACCUGCUCAGAAUAUGGACCAGUACAAAUAUUCUGAAAUAUCCAAUAAAGUCAGUAAAGCUGAUCAAAGAUUUGUUACUCGUCGGGAUCAUGAAGCAACAGGAGAGCCUGAAUCACUUUCAGGACGAAUUAGUGUAAAAGAUAUGGGAUCUCGUGUUUCUAGAAAUACUCAGCCAGAAAGUACUAUAAAAAAAGAAACUCAAGUAAUAGAUGAUGAAUUUGAUCAAAAAUAUAAAAAAAAAAAAACAUUAAAAAACAAAAAUACUUAUUCUUCUAUAUUGGAUACUACAGAAGAUUUAGAGGGCCUUGUAUAUUAUCCGAAAACCAAAGAAACUCGUGAAACAUAUGAAGCACUUUUAGCUUAUGUUCACGAAUUUGUUGGAGAUCAAAGUCAUGAUAUAAUAAGGAGUGCUAGUGACGCUGUUUUAGAAUUCUUAAAAGAUGAAAAUUUAAAAGAUUAUGAUAAAAAAAAAGAAAUUGAUAAAUUACUCGGUGUAAAUAUACCGAGUGAAAGAUUUAGCCAAUUAAUUGCUAUUGGAAAAAAGAUAACAGAUUAUUCUUCUGAAGAUUCUAGAAAUAUUGUGGAGAACGAUGAUCAUGAGCUUGAUGAACAAAGAGUUGCAGUUAUUUUUGAUGAUGAUGAAAACGAAGAUAGCGAAAAUGAAAUUGAUGAAGAUGAUCAAGAGGAAUCUAAUACAAGUACUGACACAGAAGGUGUGGAAAAUUACAUAACUAUUGUUAACGGGAAAACAAAUAAACAUUUCACUAGUAAAGAAAAUAAAGAAAAAGUUUUCGCUCAUCAAAUCGACACAUUUUGGUUACAACGAACUAUUUCUGCAUAUUAUACCGAUCCAUAUAUUAUUCAGGAAAAAACAUCAUCAGCUAUUUCUUUUUUAGAAUCAGAUAUUUCAUUUGGACAACUUGAAAAUAAGCUUAUGGAGUUAUUUGAUUAUGAUAAAUUUGAACUUGUGAAAAUAUUAACUAGAAAUCGAGAUACAAUUGUAUGGUGUACGCGUCUCUUACGAACAAUUGAUGUUGAAGCUAAAAAAGAAAUCGAAACUCAGAUGAAAUUAGAAGGUUAUGAAUGGAUUUUACGAGAACUUAAAGAAGAUAGGGAGUCAUUGUCUUUGAUGUAUCCAGAGAAGCAUGAUAACAACAUGAUGGAUAUUGAUUUGCCCCAAGAUGUAGAGAAACAUAUGCAUAAGGAUAUUUCUGUGUCACAAAUAUCUGAAAUUAUACCUAAAAAAGUCAUUGAUUUAAAUUCACUUAUAUUUUCUCAAGGUGCUCAUUUAAUGUCGAAUAAAAAAUGUAAAUUACCAGAAGGUUCUUUUAAACGAUCUAAAAAAGGUUAUGAAGAAAUUCACGUUCCAGCACCAAAAAAAGCAAUAGUUAAAGAUAUAAAAAGUAUUCUAAUAUCUGAUAUGCCUGAAUGGAUUCGUCCUGUCUUUGGUAAUACCGAAAAAUUAAAUCCUAUUCAAAGCAAGCUCUAUCCUAUGGCAUUCGAAAAAGAUAAUAAUUUGCUUAUUUGCGCACCUACGGGCGCUGGAAAAACAAAUGUGGCUAUUCUUUGCAUUUUAAACGAAUUAAAAAAACAUCGCAAUGAGUCUACAGGAGAAAUUAAUAAAAAUGACUUUAAAAUUGUUUAUAUUGCUCCAUUGAAGGCUCUUGUACAAGAAAUUGUCGGCAAUUUUAGAUCUAGGUUGUCUCAAUAUGACAUCCAGGUGGAAGAAUUAACAGGAGAUACACAACUUACUAAAGCUCAAAUAUCUUAUACUCAAAUAAUCGUAACUACUCCUGAAAAAUGGGAUAUCAUUACUAGAAAAGCUACAGAAACGUCAUAUACUAAUCUGGUUCGUCUAAUAAUUAUUGAUGAAAUUCAUUUACUUCAUGAUGAUCGAGGUCCUGUUUUAGAAGCUAUUGUCGCUCGGACAAUCCGAAAAAUGGAACAAACAUUUGAGCCCGUUCGUUUAAUAGGACUCUCGGCUACUCUUCCUAACUAUAUGGAUGUUGCCGCAUUUUUAAAGGUAGACUUGAAGCAAGGUCUAUUUUAUUUUGAUAAUUCAUAUCGUCCUUGUCCAUUAAAACAAGAAUUUAUCGGGAUUACUGAAAAAAAAGCUAUCAAAAGAUUGCAGGUUAUCAAUGAUGUUACAUAUGAGAAAGUAAUCGAACAAGCUAGAAAAUUUCAAGUUUUAAUUUUUGUCCAUUCACGUAAAGAAACUGCUAAAACUGCGAAAUUUAUACGCGAUAAAUGCCUCGAAGAAGAAACCAUUGGACAAAUUUUACGUUUUGAUGCAGCAACAAAAGAAAUUCUUCAGUCAGAAGCAAAAGAAGUUAAUGACUCCAAUUUAAAAGAUCUUCUUCCUUAUGGGCUUGGCAUUCAUCAUGCUGGCAUGACUCGUGCCGAUCGAAGGUCAGCUGAAGAACUUUUUGCAGCUGGUCAUAUUCAAGUUUUAGUUAGUACUUCCACUUUAGCAUGGGGCGUUAAUCUUCCUGCACAUGCUGUUAUUAUUAAAGGAACUCAAAUUUAUUCACCAGAAAAAGGUCGCUGGGUAGAGUUAUCUCCUCAAGAUGUUCUUCAAAUGUUAGGCAGAGCAGGAAGGCCACAAUAUGAUUCUUAUGGUGAAGGUAUAAUUAUUACAUCGCAUACAGAACUUCAAUAUUAUUUAAGUUUGCUUAACCAGCAAUUGCCAAUAGAAAGUCAGUUUAUUAGUAAAAUCGUUGAUAAUUUGAACGCAGAAAUCGUUUUAGGUACUGUAAGAAACAGAGAUGAAGCAGCACAAUGGCUUGGAUAUACUUAUUUAUAUGUUCGAAUGUUACGAUCUCCUACAAUAUAUAAUGUCGGAGCAGAUUAUGCUGAUGAUGUAGAUUUAGAACAAAAACGAAUUGAUCUUAUUCAUUCAGCUGCAUUAUUGCUAGAUAAACAUAAUUUAAUAAAAUAUGAUAAAAAAACAGGUAUUUUUCAAGCAACGGAAUUGGGAAGAAUUGCAUCACAUUAUUACAUUACUUAUGAAUCUAUGGCUAUAUAUAAUCAAUAUCUUAAACCUACAUUGUCAUAUAUUGAACUUUUUCGUAUAUUUUGUCUUUCAGAUGAAUUUAAAUAUAUUCCAGUAAGGGAAGAAGAAAAACUUGAACUUCAAAAAUUGCUUGAUAGAGUUCCUAUUCCUAUUAAGGAGGGCGCUGAAGAACCAUCUGCUAAGAUUAAUACUUUAUUACAAGCUUAUAUAUCUAAGUUAAAACUUGAAGGUUUUGCUUUAAUUUCAGAUAUGAUAUAUGUCACACAGUCCGCAAAGAGAAUUUUAAGGGCUAUUUUUGACAUUUCUUUAAAGAGGGGAUGGUCACAGGUUGCUAAAUCAGCCCUUGAUAUGUGUAAAAUGGUUGAGAAAUGUAUGUGGCCUACCAUGACUCCUUUAAGACAAUUUAAAAUAUGUCCUUCUGAAGUUAUUCGCAAGGUUGAACGAAAAGAUUUAUCAUGGAGUAGAUAUUUUGAUUUAGAUCCUCAUGAACUUGGAGAAUUAAUAAAUGUACCUAAAGCCGGGAAAUUAGUUCAUAAACUUAUUCAGCAUUUUCCAAAAUUGCAACUUCAGGCACAUGUUCAGCCUAUUACACGAUCUAUAUUGAGGGUGAGUUUGACUAUUACACCUCAAUUUGAAUGGGACCAUGAAAUACAUGGGUUUACUGAACUUUUUUGGAUUAUAGCUGAAGAUGUAAAUGGGGAGCAAAUUCUCUUUCAUGAUCAAUUUAUAUUAAAGGAAAAUUAUGCAAAAGAUGAACAUUAUGUUGAAUUUACUGUCCCAAUAUCUGAACCAAUACCACCAAAUUAUUUUAUUACAAUAAUCUCAGAUAGAUGGAUGCAUUCUGAAACGAAGCUAGCUAUAGCAUUUAAACAUUUAAUUCUCCCAGAAAAAUUUCCUCCGCAUACUCCUUUACUUGAUUUACAUCCGCUUCCUGUUGCUGUGUUACGCAAACAGGAAUUUAUUAAACUUUAUUCGUCUCAUUUUCAGAAUUUCAAUAAAAUUCAGACUCAAGUAUUUAAUACAUUGUUUACUACUGAUGAGACUGUUUUUAUAGGUGCCCCUACUGGUAGUGGAAAAACAAUUUGUGCAGAAUUCGCCUUAAUGAGACAUUGGAUGCAAGAAAAUUCGGGAAAAGCGGUAUAUAUUGCACCAUUUCAAGAGCUUAUUGAUGAAAGAUAUAAUGACUGGAAUGAAAAAUUUAGAACUUUAGAAAAUUCUAAAAGUAUAGUUAAAUUAACAGAAGAGACUAGUGAAAAUCUGAAAUUAUUACAAAAAGCAGAUUUAAUUCUUGCAACUCCUGUUCAGUGGGAUGUGUUAUCUCGUAGAUGGAAACAUCGUAAAAAUAUUCAAACUAUUCAAUUAUUUAUUGUAGACGAAAUCCAUGCAGUCGGAGGUCAUAUAGGACCUGUAUACGAAGUAAUUAUAUCACGAAUUCGCUAUGUUGCAGCUCAAACCGGAAACAAAGUUCGAAUUGUUGCUUUAGGGGUUUCUUUAGCAAAUGCUAGAGAUUUAGGGGAAUGGAUAGGUGCAAAUCAACAUUGUAUAUAUAACUUUAGUCCAAAAGACAGACCUAGACCUCUUGAAGUGACUAUGCAAUCAUUUACGGUUCCUCAUUUUCCAUCAUUAAUGAUAGCAAUGACAAAACCAUUAUAUUUGAUUAUAACAACAUUAUCAUCUGAUUGUUCUUCUCUAAUAUUUGUCCCAAGCAGAAAACAAUGUCGCAAUAUAUCUCUUGAUAUUUUGACGCAUUGUAAUGCCAAUAAUAAUGAAAACAGAUUUCUUUUAUCGACAUCUGAUGAUAUUAUGUUAUAUAUUGGGAAAAUUCAGGAUGAUGUUUUAGCAAAUUGCUUAACUCAUGGUAUUGGGUAUUAUCACGAGGCACUCAGCAAAUCUGAUAAAGAUAUUGUUAAAUCAUUGUAUAAAUCUAGAAUCAUUCAAAUCCUUUUCGCUUCAAGGGAUGUAGCUUAUUCAUUAGGUGUUACAGCACAUAUGGUCAUUGUAAUGGGUACACAAUAUUUUGAAGGAAGAGAACAUAGGUAUAUUGAUUAUCCGAUUAGCGAAAUAUUACAAAUGUUGGGAUAUGCAUAUCAACCAGAUCAUGAUGGAAUUAGUAGAGCAAUUUUAAUGACGCCUGCUGUGAAAAAAGAAUAUUAUAGAAAAUUUCUAAGUGAAGCGUUGCCAAUUGAAAGUCAUCUUCAAAUAUUUAUGCAUGACGCAUUUGUUACCGAGAUAGCUACAUCUACAAUUGAAAAUAAACAGGAGGCAGUAGAUUGGCUCACUUGGUCAUACAUGUACCGUCGUUUAGUCGCUAACCCGGGAUUUUACGGACUUCAAGAUAUCUCUCACGAAUCACUUAGUAGUUAUUUGUCUGAUUUAGUAGAAACUACUCUGAACGAUCUGAUGGAAAAAAGAAUUAUUUCUAUAGAAGAUGAUUUUUAUGUUACACCUUUAAAUCUAGCGAUGAUUGCAAGUUAUUAUAAUCUUACUUACAUUACUAUUGAAACUAUGGCUUUAAGCUUGACCUCUAAAACUAAAAUGAAGGGUUUAUUAGAAGUUGUUACUGCUGCUGCUGAAUUUGAGUCAAUUCCUAUUCGUAGACAUGAAGAUAUAAUAUUACGGCGUAUUUAUGAAAGAAUUCCUGUAAAGCUUCAGAAUCAAGAUUUUGAUUCUCCUUCUUUUAAAGCAUUUAUAUUAUUACAAGCACAUUUUUCACGCUUUCAACUACCUAUUGAUUUAGUUGCAGAUCAGGUAUUAGUGUUGCAAAAGAUAAUUAAUCUUCUUAGCGCAUGUGUUGAUGUUAUGUCAUCAGAAGGUUAUUUGAAUUCUAGUUAUCCAAUGGAGUUAUCACAAAUGUGUGUUCAAGCAAUAUGGGAUCGCGAUAGUCCAUUAAAACAAAUACCACAUUUUACUAAUGAUGUAAUUAAAAGAUGUAAUGAUACUGGAUUAGAAUCUGUAUAUGAUUUAGGCGAGUUUUUAGCAGAUGCUUCAAAGGAAUCAAGAGAUAAGCUUUUAGAAAUGGAUUCAAAAAAACUACGUGAUGUAGCUAAUUUUGUCAAUAAUUAUCCAUCAAUAGAUAUUACAUUCGAGCUUGAAGAUACAGGGUCUAUUACUGUUGGAAAUAAGGCGAGUAUUAAUAUCAUUCUUACAAGAGAAACAGAAGAGGUUAAUACUCUGGUUUAUGCUCCCUUUUUUCCUAUUUCAAAAAAUGAACACUGGUGGAUUGUAAUUGGCGAUGGUGUAUCUUUAUUAGCUAUUAAAAAGGUUACUUUACAAAAAGUUUUAUCUCUAAAACUAGACUUUAUUCCUCCAAACGCAGGAAAACAUGAAUAUAUUUUAUCCUGUUUUAGUGAUUCUUAUGUUGGUGUAGAUCAAGAUAUAAAGGUGGAUAUAGUUGUUGCAGAAGGAAGAGAAAAUAAUGAAGCAGAUGAAUAA